AUGUCUUCCAACAGUUUCGCUCCCAACGGCCUUCCCAUGCCCAGUGGCGGACUAGCUGCUCGACGUGGCAGCCAAAACCCCAAGCCUCUCGCGGUUGAUGUUAUCAGCCAACCCCAGGACAGGGACUCUGGUGUCCCCACCCCUCGCACUAGCCGUUCCCACCUUCUUGCUGGUCUUAGGACCGCUCCCAAGUCCGCUACUGCUGCCUCGUUCGGCCCUCAGUCUCCUACGACCGGUCCUCAGCAGCAGUAUGCCCGGAACUCCAUGGCUGGAAAUGCCUAUGGCAUGGGCCAGGACAAGACUUACAACGCUCCUAAGACGGCUCACCCGUAUGGUUCUCAAAGCAACUACAACCAGUCGGUAAACCAGCAGUACACUUUUGACCAGAUCCUGUCGCCUCCUGAGCUCUCGGAAGAGCAUGACCCAAACUUGUACAGCCAGCUUCUGGCCACCAAUCUUUAUCUUGCUCAGCAGCAGCAGCGCCUCCAACAGCAGCUCAUGACCGUGCAGAAUGCGGCUCAGCAGUUCCAGCAACUCAACCUCAACAACCCCCAGCUCAUUCAACAGCAGCAUGCCCUGUACGAGCAGCAGCAGCAACUCCAAACCAUGCAACAGCAGAUUCAGCUUCGAGCUGCUCUCAGCCAACAGCAGCAGCAGCAGCACCAAGCUCAACAACAGCAACAGCAGGUUUACUACUUCAACCCCGUGACCAACGAGUACUUCCUCCCUACCCAGCAGCAACAGCAGCAGGUUCAGGCCACACAGCUUUACAACGAGCAGCCCUCCACCCCCGGUUUCAGUGGUUUCCAGCAACACCUCCAGCAACACCACCAAGGCACACCCUCGGUGCAGGUUUCGCCUCCCACUGAAUCGCAGCCCUUCUCGUUCCGCAGCAACUCACCUCCUAAGCGCUAUGAGUCUCCUACGGAAGUGGCCCCUCUUCCUCCUCCCUCGGCCAAUGCUUUCCGCCGUGGACACAAGAAGGCCUCUUCUCUCGCUCCUGUCAACAGUGCCAUUGCCGCUGCUAUGGCGUCUGACGCCGCUCCCAAGUCUGCUGGACCCAAGACCUCUACUUUCCCCAUGACCCCUAUGACUGGUGGAUAUGGACCUGGUCAGGCUCGUGCCGGAGAGCACCCUAUUCGCCAACCCCGUGGUCCUCCUUCUCUAGACGAACUCAAGCAGAAGCCCACUGCGAAGUAUGAGGGAAGCAAGAACUUUUCUGCUCGCACGCGCCGCUCUGCUGUUUCCAACCUUGUCCGUGCUGGUCUAGAGCGCCGCAAGGGCACUGGUAGUUCUUGUGGCAGCAUGAGCCCAGUUUCCGAGACUGCCGAAGAGUCAUCGACUCCUAUUACUGACAACGAGUCUGACUCUGGUCGCAGUGGAUCUGGCAGCCUCGCAGGGGAUAUGGAAUGCCCUAGCUCACGCACAUCUGCCAGUGGAAGCUGGGGUGCUAUCGGCUCUGACCGUCCUAGCUCGCGCCAGAAGACACGCAAGAGCGUCGAUAGCAUCGACAGUGUCAGCUCCAACGGUGAGAGUGAGACCAACUCUUUCGCUGAUGUGUUCAAGAACGGCGCUCUGCGAGCUGCCAAGGCACAAGAUUCGGCCGAAAACCAGCGCAAGGCACACAGGCGGGUAUUCACUAAGAGCACACCUUCUGCUUAAAGGCGAUGCCUCGACUUGGAACCUUUCUCACUGUCACGAUUUACGCGCUCGGACUUUUCAUUCUGUACACAUGACUGCUCGGACUGGGCUGCAUUUUGAUGGUUGUCGUUUAGUCUUUUUCUGAUCACCACGGGAGUCUUGUUACCAUCUGCAUGGGAGGUGGAUGAAACAUGUUUUCUUUGUCUUUUGCGAACUCUUACUAUUACAGAAGUUUAUAAUUCGCUUCACAGUCUCUCCUUUAGACUUUUCUACUUCGUCAUGACAUUGGGGGGAAUCGCCCGGGGAUAAUCUUGUCUCAGCCUGGAUGGACGAAUGGGUUACUUGGGGGGUUGAUGAGGAAUCUUUAUACCAAUGAGGAUGAGAAGCAUCACCGGGAAACAAGUCUGGCCUGAAAACCUCUGUGAGGCAGUUAGCCAGCCCCUGAUGUGGUUUACGGCCGGUGUUCCUACGGGAAUAGUAUUUCGGCAAAUUUGACAUUUGCUUUCGUUGCAUUCGUUAUGGUAUCUCUUAAUGCCUUUCUCUACCGCUGGUUGCAGAUUCGCCGGACCGGUCAAGAGAUGGGCAGAUUUAUAGAUAGUUUACAAUGGCACAAUC
Molecule: messenger RNA, 2256 nt
Organism: Fusarium graminearum PH-1
Lineage: Eukaryota; Fungi; Ascomycota; Sordariomycetes; Hypocreales; Nectriaceae
Exons: 1
Coding region: 1-1662 (553 amino acids)
Source: RefSeq, a predicted model, not a curated record